Trematomus bernacchii (emerald rockcod) is the source of this 1169-nucleotide messenger RNA. It is a transcript of the gene cacng7a, whose product is annotated as calcium channel, voltage-dependent, gamma subunit 7a. The transcript is spliced from 6 exons. Bases 84 to 1169 code for a protein of 361 amino acids. Gene Ontology annotation, molecular function: channel regulator activity; voltage-gated calcium channel activity. NCBI's taxonomy places the organism in Eukaryota, Metazoa, Chordata, Actinopteri, Perciformes, Nototheniidae. Gene Ontology annotation, cellular component: AMPA glutamate receptor complex; postsynaptic density membrane. Gene Ontology annotation, biological process: transmission of nerve impulse; postsynaptic neurotransmitter receptor diffusion trapping; regulation of AMPA receptor activity. The record is from RefSeq and is a predicted model, not a curated record.
ACUGCAAAUUUGGUGGUCAGGUCUCCCAGUGCGCACACAUCUCUCGUCGGCUGCACCAUCCGACCAGCUCUCCGGUCUGCAGGAUGAGUUCGUUCAGUACGAGGGCUCUGACGCUGCUCUCGUCGGUUUUUGGGGCCUGUGGUCUGCUGCUGGUGGGCGUCGCCGUGUCAACAGACUACUGGCUGCUGAUGGAGGAGGGGAUCAUCCUGCAGCAGAACCAGACCACCGAGGUGAAGAUGGCACUGCACUCUGGCCUCUGGAGGGUCUGCUUUGUGGCAGGACCGGAGAAGGGAAGAUGUGUGGCGGCAGAGUAUUUCACGGAGCCAGAGAUUGAGAUCACGACAGAAAAUACAGCCAACAUACUCAAAAUGGUCCGGACUGCCACUCCUUUCCCUAUGGUCUCCUUGCUCUUCGUCUUCACCGCCUUCAUCAUCAGCAACAUCGGACACAUCCGGCCUCAGCGCACCAUCCUCGCCUUUGUUUCCGGAAUAUUCUUCAUACUGUCAGGUCUCAGUCUGGUGGUUGGCCUGGUGUUAUAUAUCUCCAGUAUUAAUGACGAGGUGAUGAACCGACCCAGAGAGCCGGAGCAGUUCUUCCACUACCGCUACGGCUGGUCCUUCGCCUUUGCUGCCUCCUCCUUCCUGCUGAAAGAGGGGGCAGGAGUCAUGUCAGUCUAUCUCUUCAUGAAGCGCUACGCUGAGGAGGAGCUGUACCGGCCUCACCCCGCCCUCUACCGACCCCGCAUGUCUGAAUGCAGCGACUACAGUGGCCAGUUCCUCCACCCAGACUCCUGGCCCCCCCCCCAGCGGGGCCGCAGCGCCUCCGAGGUCUCCUCCGACAUCUCCAUCCAGCUCAACCAGACUCCACCUUCAAAGUCGCAACCCAAGGGGGGCAGCAGCUCCCAGCAGACGCCCUCUUCCUCUGGGCCUUCAUCAGCUGCCAGCUACCAGCACCAGCCGGCCUCCUCCUCCUCCACUUCCUCCUCCUACCCACACCCCCUCCAUCUGGCCGCCACCUCCACCCUACCCAGAGCAUCCCAUGGCCACCCUCAGUCCCAUCCCCACCCCAGCGGACCCCCACCCCAGUCCCUGCCGAUGGGGGUGCCACCAGCAGCCGUGCCUCCUCCGCGCUAUCACGCGCACAUGCGAAUGAGUGCCUCGCCAUGCUAG